AUGGCUUCCAAUUCUCUUUAUGAUAUGCUUGUAAAUGACUCUGACUUCUCUGAAUCUGAUAAUGAUUUGGAGAUGCCCAAAGCUGUUACUAUAGAUAAAGAACUACUAAAUAGUCAUGAAAGGCUUUUUCUCGACUAUUUUGCUGAAUCCCCUGUAUAUCCUCCUGAGCUAUGUCGAAAGAGGUUUCGGAUGAAGCGUUCACUUUUUCUUCGAAUUCAAGCUGCAGUAGAAGCGCACGAUCCAUACUUUCUUCAAAAAAGAAAUUGUGUUGGAAAGCUUGGUUUGCCUUCUCUUCAGAAGAUAACUGUUGCACUUAGGAUGCUUGCUUAUGGAGUAGCAGCUGAUUUUAUGGACGAAUAUGUGAGAAUUGGAGAAAGCACUGCAAUAGAAAGCUUAAAAUAUUUUGUUAAAGCAGUUGUUGAUAUUUUUUCUAAUGAGUAUUUCAGGUCACCAAACAGCAAUGACAUCACUAAACUACUAGCGGUUGGUGAAAAUUGUGGAUUUCCUGGAAUGCUGAGGAGCAUUGAUUGUAUGCAUUGGAAAUGGAAAAAUUGUCCGACUGCAUUGAAAGCUGUUGCAUCAUAUGAUCUUUGGAUUUGGCAUGUGUUCUUUGGAUUACCUGGGUCUCAUAAUGAUAUCAACGUGCUAGAAAGGUCUUUUGUAUUUACCGAACUUGCUAAGGGGCGUGCUCCUGCAGUUAAUUACACCAUCAAUGGUAAUGAAUAUACAAUGGGAUACUAUCUCGCCGAUGCCUUCCUACUGGUUGGUCUCUCAAAGUCUACAAAAGCAUUAGGUGAGACAUCGUCUUCCCCUAGAUUUAUUGAAUUCGGAGUACAAGGAGAAGUGGUUGUCCCUGUUCUUGGUCUUUUUGGUUGUUUUUUCUUCUCAGAUUAUACCACCCAUUUUGGUUGA
Molecule: messenger RNA, 912 nt
Organism: Camellia sinensis
Lineage: Eukaryota; Viridiplantae; Streptophyta; Magnoliopsida; Ericales; Theaceae
Source: RefSeq, a predicted model, not a curated record